CCAUGGUCGCCUGGCCGUGGUCAAAGCCUCCGCUGCCGCCGCCGCCGCCGCCUCACUUUAUCGAGGCGCACGCCUCGUUCGUCGGAGUGCUGCUCUGCAUCGCCGGCCCGCUCUCUUGCUACCUCUUGCUUGGGCCGCCGCUGAAGGCCAGGGCUCCAUCAAAGCAGCACGGCCGCGCCACGAUGACGACGAUCGACUGGCCUCGCUUAUCCGUUGCGGCGGCGCAACAGAGCAGAGAGGUAUUCGUCGGCUGCGUCGCGCUAUUCCUCGCCCUGCGCACCGUCCUUCGCAUCGCCACGGGGCACACGCGGACCGCCGGAGCCGUGACCUCGGGCGAGCAGGUGGUCGGCGAUGCCGCGAGCUUGGCGGCGGACGUGAUGGCGUACAACAUCGUCUCUCUCGCCUUUGCCUGCUCGAGCAGCGCCCUCGGCGUCUUCGAGUGGCUGGGGCCCAUCCACAAGGUCGGCGGCACAGCCCUCGAUCGCUUGUACGGGCGCUCGCCGCUGGCGGAGCGCCUCUGCCGCCUGACCGCGGGCUACGAGUGCUUCAACCUCAUCGCCGUCGUGCUGCUGCCCGAGUACCGCACCGCCGCCUUCAUCGGCCACCACGCCGUCACCUGCUUCCUCGGCGUUCUCUCGAUGCACCCGUGGUGCCACUACUACGCAACCUUCUUCUUCGGCGUGGCGAGCCUCUCCAGCGUGCCGCUCUGCGUGGGCGAGCUCUUCAGCGCGGCGGGGCUCGAGGCCCUCGUCGAGGCGUCCAAGCCGCCCUUCGUGCUGCUCUUCCUGCUGCUGCGCACCGCCUACUGGCCGUACGUCUCGGCCGGCUUCUGGCAGGACUCGCUCUGGGCGCUGGCCAAGCCCCGCGACCGCGCGCACUCCCUCGUCGCGUACGCGGCUCUGCUGGGCGCCAAUGUCUUCCUCACCGGGCUGCAGGUGUUCUGGACUGGGCAGAUAUGCGCCGCGGUCGGAGAGGCGUUGGGCCAGCAGUGAUCACGGCCGGCAAGCGGUGAUCACCGCACAGAUGCAGCGAAAGUCGGGUGCGAAGUGCGGUAACUACUUGUUAUUGGGUACUUCGCUACAC
Molecule: messenger RNA, 1083 nt
Organism: Emiliania huxleyi CCMP1516
Lineage: Eukaryota; Haptophyta; Isochrysidales; Noelaerhabdaceae
Exons: 3
Biological process (GO): membrane assembly; regulation of membrane lipid distribution; phospholipid homeostasis
Cellular component (GO): plasma membrane
Source: RefSeq, a predicted model, not a curated record